GCUCACGAGGUUCUUCCUUUCUCAGCUAGCGUCGUUGCAGCGGGUGAGUGCGUGGCGUGGAUGGACUGGUGAAAUUCCGCAAAAAAUCACCAAAGUCGGUCGUGUCUGAGUUUCGCUAGAACGCCACCACCAUGCCGGCGUAUUUUCAAAGGCCGGAGAAUGCUCUGAAACGAGCGAACGGUGAGUGUUGAGAGAAACACAGCUUUGUAUUUGACGGGUGUCAGACCUUCACGCUAGCUCGCGCAUGACUGUGCUGUUAGCUGAGCUAACAGUGGCGGGGAGGUGAAGUCGCUGUCUCACGGCCACUUUUCUCAGUGAACAGGCCUUGCUAUGGCCUUUUGUUGACUGUCUCACCUAGUGCCCUUCCUUGUCGGACAAACUUUGACAUGUUUGUGGUAUUAAUCAAAACAUUAACCGCUGUCAUCUAGCCUUGCUGCGGCCGUCCUUCUCGUAGCAGACAGUCAAUGCUAAUAUGACGCUCAUGAACCGGCUCAGGCCUCACCGCUCACUCUCUUAUUACUGGGUGAGACAAAGGUAAUGUUACUCAUUCAAAUGUGUACUGUUUACUUGAACAUGUAAUGGUGCUGAUGCAUCACUAAAUUAUAAAGAGCCUAUAUCUUUGCCUUGUUGAAUGUGAAAGGCAAACUUCAACAUUUUACGUCUAUCUGAUGCAAGUAAAAUAAUGAAAUAAUUUGAACAUGGUAGUGAUCGACUGAUUACAAUUAUUCAAAGGCUGAUAGGUUGGCUGAUGUUAGAUAAUCAAUAACAAUAUCAUUGUUAUUUAAAGUUUCCUUUAUUUUGCACAAUAUAAAAUAGUUGUAAAACACUUUACUAAUAGCCUACUGUCAAAUGAGAAACUAUGUUUCACAACAGUAGCGAACAUUUCAUGGAAGAAGUGUAGACACUCUAUCUUUGCCAAGACGCAAUAUUGGGUCUGUCCAGUUAUCACAUCAUUUAAAAAGCAAUGAAAAUCCAAGGUUAUUAUUGUGAUCAGCAUUUGAAAAUGUCUUGUGUAAAUCCAUUGUUUCACACACAUUAAAAUCCAACAUUCAUGGCAAGCCAGUAAUGUGUAAAAUGUAUUUUCAAUUCAUUUAAAAUACACAAUGACAAUUUCAACCUUGUGGGGACCAUGUAAGUUUGAUGCUGAUAACAAAAAACUGCCAUUGAGUGGUCGUAUUAAUCAGUCUCUUCACAGCAUAUGGGUCAUACAGCCCAAGAAAAUUUGAAAUUCAGUUUUUUAAACUAUCCAAUUUUUUUUACAAGUUAAAAACAGAAAUUACAACCCAGAAAUACACAGUUUCUUGAGGGCAUUGUCAUUUUACUCUCCAUAUUUUCUAGGCUUUUUUUCCCCAUGAAUGUUAUUGUAAAUAUUUUGUGACAUGACAGCGAUCACCCUAUAUCUCUGAAGUCCAGGUAGUUCUGAUAGGAGCUCUCAGCACAUCUGUAGUUUUGGAUUUGGUAUUGGUCAUCUUCCUUUUAACACUGAUUCUCUCAGAGGCACAUUGCAGCUGACUUGGUUUGCCAAUCAAGCACAGUAGUUUAAUGGUCAGUAAACCAUUUUGAACAAUGUGAGCAGGUGCAAAGUCCUGCUGGAAAAAGGAAUGCUGCAUUUCUGUAAUGCUUGGCAGGAGAUGGAAGCAUAAAGUGCUCCAAACCCCCCUGGUGCAUAGUUGUGAGUCUAAAAUUAUAUUGAAUAAGUGAUAGAAAGGUUGAAAUUUUUGCAUAACAUCCUAAUUUUUUGAGAUGCAACUUCAUGUCCUUUCACAGAGUUUCUUGAGGUUGGGAAGAAGCAACCAGCCUUGGAUGUUUUGUACGAUGUCAUCAAGAGCAAGAAACAUCGAACAUGGCAGAAGAUCCACGAGCCAAUCAUGCUCAAGUAUCUGGAGCUUUGCGUGGAUCUUCGCAAAAGCCACCUGGCCAAGGAGGGUCUCUACCAGUACAAGAAUAUCUGCCAGCAGGUGUGUGAGGAGAAAUCAGUGACACUUGCACAGAUUAGCUAAUUGUUGACUUUGGUACUUUUGAACUCAUUGUAUAAUGUUAUGAUGUCUUUUGCUACAAGGUGAACAUCAAGUCCCUGGAGGAUGUGGUCAGGGCCUACCUCAAGUUGGCGGAGGAGAAGACUGAGACAGCCAAGGAGGAGUCCCAGCAGAUGGUCCUGGAUAUUGAGGAUCUGGACAACAUCCAGACUCCUGAGAGGUGAGAAUACUCAAGUGUUGGAAGCAGAAAAGAUUUGCUUUGUGGAUUUUUUUUAAAUCGGCUAAGCAUCUUCUUUACAUGAUAUGCAGAAUUGCCUUUAGGCUAAUUCAAGUUUAGCCUUGUAAAAUAACAGUGAAGAGGAUCUGGUUUUACAUUGUGCUGGUGACACUGCCUGUAGCAGAUAGAUGAAAGGUUUAUUGUUCUUAACAAACCUGUUCUAUUUCCAGUGUGCUUCUGAGUGCUGUAAGUGGUGAAGACACUCAGGAUCGUACUGACCGCCUGUUGCUCACCCCCUGGGUGAAGUUCCUUUGGGAGUCUUACCGCCAGUGUCUGGACCUUCUUCGGAAUAACUCCAAAGUGGAGCGUCUGUACCAUGACAUUGCCCAGCAAGGUGAAUAUUUGUUCAAACAAAGUUGUUAAUCCAGUUGCUGUAAGAAUUACUGUCAUCACCCAGCUUUACUUUGGUUUCAUCAAGGUUUAUCUUAUGAGAUAAUAGAACAUGACGUAUCAAUGCGCCAUUUAGAAAAACACACUGUCAUUGUCAAGCUGUAAAUAGUAAGUCACUGAGUUAAAAUAUGUUCCCUUUUCAAGUGUUCAUCUGGAUUUAGAAUGUGAGAUGUACAUCUUUACAAUAAAAAAAAGAUCAUGCACUUGAACAACUUCUGACAAAACAGACUUUGAACAUGACAAACUGAAAAACACAGCUUCAUCUUUCCACCAGCAUUCAAGUUCUGCCUUCAGUACACCCGCAAGGCAGAAUUUCGCAAGUUGUGCGACAAUCUGCGAAUGCACCUUGGUCAGAUUCAGCGUCACCACAACCAGAGCACUGCCAUCAACCUGAACAACCCUGAGAGCCAGUCCAUGCACCUGGAAACACGCCUGGUGCAGCUGGACAGUGCCAUAAGCAUGGAGCUCUGGCAGGUCUGUCCAUUUUGAACCAAAAAGAUGCAUGCAUGUUUUGGUCUAAACUCUCAUAUUGGUUGUCUAGUUUCAGUAAGUAUGUGAUGCAUGGCCUCACUGAACAUGUCUUUACUGAUGAUGAAUUCUUUGUUUUUUAGGAAGCUUUUAAGGCUGUCGAGGAUAUCCACGGCCUGUUUGCACUUUCGAAGAAGCCUCCCAAACCCCAGCUCAUGGCCAACUACUACAACAAGGUGUCAACUGUGUUCUGGAAAUCUGGAAAUGCUCUGUUCCACGCCAGCACCCUCCACAGGCUCUAUCACCUCUCAAGGGAGAUGCGCAAGAAUCUGACACAAGAGGAGAUGCAAAGGUAUACUCGUAAUCUGCUGAUAAAUACACAGGAAUACAAGUGCGCAGUGGGUGAAUAAUGCUCACUGUCUAUAUUUAGGAUGUCUACAAGAGUCCUCCUGGCCACACUGUCGAUUCCCAUCACCCCUGAGCGCACUGACAUUGCCCGGUUGCUGGACAUGGAUGGAAUCAUUGUGGAAAAACAUCGCAGGCUGGCCACCCUCCUUGGCCUGCAGUCUCCUCCUACUCGUCAGAGUCUCAUCAACGACAUGGUACACUUCAUCUGUAUUAUUCCAAGGAAUUUAAAAAAGGCUCUUGACUGUGUGCUUUCAUGAAAAGAUUUAUCCAAUCCUGUCGAAUUGUGGCAGUUAGAUUUGGAGAAGUUUUCAGAUCCUUCCUUUUGUGUUUCUUUUUCAGGUGAGAUUUAACUUGCUGCAGUAUGUCGUACCUGAAGUUAAAGAACUUUACAACUGGCUUGAAGUAGAUUUUCAUCCUCUGAAGCUCAGUGGAAGAGUGACCAAGGUAAGUGAUCAAGCUGCAUCCAGCCUAGUCUCCAAAGUCUCUUAACAAUGUUUAUCAAUCAGCCAAUCUUCAAUCAGUGUUUAUCAGUAUAACCCCAGUCCACAACAUAUGUGCUCUGUAUGCUUUACAGAGAGGGUGAGACUAGGCUGUACUCUUUGUUAUCCUAUUUACAAAGACUCAGCAUUAAAAUAGGAUAAGUCCAUUUGUAUUUUAAGAUCCCAUCUUGACCCACCAUGAGCAGCAAACUUGCACAGUUGAGCAACUUAGAAGCAAGAAAAAAACUUCCCUUUAACAGGUAGAAACCUUCAGCAGAAUUCAACUCAUGUUCAACAGCCAUCUGCUGUAAUCAUGUGAGGAUAAGAGAAGGGGGAGGGCAGAAAGAAAGAAUGGAUAGAAACAACAAUAUUCACAGAUGACAAACAAAAUUGAUGAUAAUAGACUGAACGAGGCAAGCCAAGAUCAACUUUAGUUUCACAAUAGUCACAAAAACGAUGAGACUGAUAUUUAUUGCCUUAGCAGCUGGAGUCAGACAGCAGCAGGCCAUCUGCAGCAACAACCCAAAGAGACCUACAAAACAAGGGAGAUCACAGGCUCCCAGGAGGUGUUUCAUAUUACUUUGUGUAAAUGGGACAUAGAGAUUGAAAUUGCAGACAAAGGUGAGAGAGGGAAACAAAGAGAGGAUCCCAGUGUGGCAGCUCUCUAUAUGAGUAUGUAGCAUAGGGCUGAUCCAGUCUGUGAGCUGUGUCAAACAAACUGGUUUAUAAAGCAAACAAUAGCAAAUUAACUUUGGCUAAUAUAACCUUAAACCCAGUAAAUGGUCUUUGUCUGUCUCCCUUUCUAUUUAGGUGUUGAACUGGGUCAGAGACCAGGCAGAGAAGGAGGCUGAUCUGCAGCAGUAUGUCCCUCAUCUACAGAGCAACACCAUCCUAAGGCUUCUUCAACAAGUAAUUCACUUGAGUCUUUCAAAUCUUUCCACAUGCUUUCAUUUCCUACGUCUGCACUGUGCUGCUUGAAACUUCUCUGAUGAAACUGUGCCCCCAUUCUAGGUUGCACAGAUCUAUCAGAGCAUUGAGUUCACUCGUCUGGCCUCUCUGGUUCCAUUUGUGGACGCCUUCCAGCUUGAGCGCUCCAUUGUGGAUGCUGCUCGCCACUGUGAUCUGCAGGUAAGCUCAAGAUCAGAAGAAAGCGAUGGUCUUGGAUGGACAGACAUCAUUGAUAAAUCAAUCCAAGUGUUAUGUGUUGAGGAUCGGUGCAAAGACCAAAGGGUGUUCUGAUGAACUUACCCAGUAAUUUCCUUUCUCUGGCAGGUGCGUAUAGACCACACCUCUCGAACUCUAAGCUUUGGCUCUGACCUGAACUACUCCACCAAAGAAGAUGCUCCUGUUGGUCCGUUUCUGCAAAACAUGCCCUCAGAGCAGAUAAGGAACCAGCUGACUGCCAUGUCCGCUUCUUUGGCCAAGGCCAUCCAGGUCAUCAAGCCUGCCUCCAUCUUGGUGAGUCCCUCUUACCCUCAUGUAUAGACACACACACAGAUAGAUGAUCGCCACCAGAGUGAAAAUCUAGGAAACCCAAAAGUUUAUGUCUGCUAGUGACAUUGAUUUUUCUUGUAACAGUAAUGUUUGAGAGCAGAAUUACAACCUAUGCAAUUAAGCUUUGGUUUUCGUUAUUGACUGUUUUACUUCAAACCACCAAAACUUGUGGAAAUGUCUGUGGUUCAUACUAUUGAAGAGCAUCCAGUCCAUAUGUUUUAGAGAGGUAUAUCCUCCUGACUCAUGAUAAGGCUCUUGAGUUAAAAAAAAAAAACUAUUUUCUGGACUCAAAAAUGCAUUUGGAUGUUUUGUCCUUUCUCAGCAAGAGCGUGAAGAGCAUAACCAGCAGGCUAUUGCUGCCUAUCUGAAAAAUGCCCGAAAAGAUCACCAGCGCAUCCUGGCUCGCAGACAGACCAUUGAAGAGCGUAAAGAGCGGCUCGAGAGCCUGAACAUCCAGCGUGAGAAGGAGGAGCUUGAACAGCGUGAGGCAGAGAUGCAGAAGGUUCGUAAGGCUGAGGAGGAGCGUCUGCGUCAGGAAGCCAAGGAGAGAGAGAAAGAGCGCAUCAUGCAGGAGCAUGAACAGAUCAAGAAGAAGACUGUCCGAGAGCGGCUGGAGCAGAUCAAAAAAACCGAACUUGGAGCCAAAGCCUUCAAGGAUAUUGAUAUUGAGGUCAAAUGAAGCUCAAUUUACAGCAUUGGUUGGAUACAUAGUAAUUUAAAGUGAAAAUAGGAGACUUAACAGAUGUGUUCUUACAGGAUCUUGAGGAGCUGGACCCUGAUUUCAUCAUGGCUAAACAAGUGGAGCAGCUGGAGAAGGAGAAGAAAGAACUCCAGGAGCGUCUGAAGAACCAGGAGAAGAAGGUACCUAAAGAAAACAUGAUUAAGACUAUAUGAUCAGAGGUAUCACAGAGUUCAAUUGGUUUCUGUUUCUGUCCAGAUCGACUACUUUGAAAGAGCAAAACGUUUGGAGGAGAUCCCUCUCAUCAAGAAAGCUUAUGAAGAGCAGCGUGUCAAGGACAUGGAGCUGUGGGAGCUUCAAGAAGAGGAGAGGGUAUGUUUGCUCUGUGUUUACAAAAACUCUUCUUAGCUGUAAUUGUUUCUGGUUUGUAAUGCAAGGAUUACGUCUUUCAUUUAGAUCAGCAACAUGAAGGUUGAGCGGGAGAAAGCUUUGGAGCAUAAAAAGCGCAUGUCCAGGAUGAUGGAGGACAAAGAAAACUUCUUGUCCAAAAUCACCGCAGCCCGUAGCUUCAUCUAUGAGGUGAGAUGAUCCAGACUCAAUUCUUUAGCUGUGCUGAGAGCAGCAGUUAGUAUCUAGCCUGUAUGUGUGGAGAGUGACACUAGAGGGCAGUGGUGUGUCAGCACAGUCCAUCAGUGAUGUGAAGCAAUGACAAAAUCAGUUGCAGACCAAUUUUACUGUCAAUAAUUAGUCGUUAUAUUAUUGCAUGUUGUUUAUGCUGUGUGCUGGUGGACCAUUGUUUUCUGGAGCCCAGUUGCUGAGCGGUGAGCCAUCUUUGAUCUUUGCCACCUCCCCUGAGAGCUGCAGAUGCAAAACGGCAACCAGGCAGUGACCAGUAAAAAUGGCUGAGUGGAGGUGACUGAUGUGGCACCAUCAUGUCGAAAAUGUUGGGGCAUUUUACUUUCAAUGCUGGGAAGAAAAGGGCUGCUUCCAAAAUCUGCAGCCCUUGCCCACUUCAUUGUUUGAAACCGUGUUUCCACAAAGAUGUCUGGUUUAGAUUUGGAUGAUACAAAAGAGCUCUGCGAGUAAGUUAUUUCACCAAAGAAGUGUCAUUUGCAUGUCUGUGGUCUGCUGUUAAUAUGUAAACAAGAUCAGGAUUAACUUUAACAAGCUGCACUGUACUGAACCGCACCACUUGGUGGCACCAUUUGAAGCUAAGCUACUCAUGGAGGUAAAUUCAAUCUUCUUACAGCAACACUAGUGAGGUUUAAAACUGGGACUAAUAGGGCCAAAACAAAAAUGACAUUGCACCUUGAUUCAAUGUAUACUGGCCUAAAAAUCGACAUAAGUGAAAACUCUUGGACAAAGCUGAAAGUACACUACAGCCCCUGGUUUGAAAUGAGCGCAAUUGUCCAGCAGAGGUCUCAAAUACAAUUUUCUGUCCUUAAAGGAAAAACUCAAAGCUUUCGAGGAGCGCUUGGUGGAGGAGAGGAAGAAGCGAAUGGAGGAAAGAAAAAAGCAGCGCAAAGAGGACAGGCGUAAAGCUUUUGUCCGUCAGAAAGAGGAAGAAGCACAGCGCAUUCACGAGGAGCAGCUCAAGAAGGGUAAAGAAGGGUGUUUUUACAAAGAGACCAGCGAAGCCCACCCAUCGUAAAGACAGCAUGGCAUUGUUUUGUCCUUUAGUUGGUUUGAAAACCACCUCAAAUGACUCUGCUUUUUGAAUUCAUGUACAAGACAGUAGUUCUUAAUAUUUUAAGAGUUUAUGGAGUUUGGGCGCACCCCAUAAAUUAUUUUCUGUUUUUGGCACAGAGCGAGAGGAGCGGGAACUCCUGGAACAACAGCAACGAGAAGAAGAAGAGAGGGAGUACCAGGAGCGCCUGCGCAAGCUUGAGGAGCAAGAGCGCAAGCAGCGCGCCCGUCAGCAGGAGAUCGAGGAGCGAGAACGACGUCGCGAGGAGGAGAGAAAAGGCCCCCCGGAAGAGAAAACCAAGGUGCAAAUCAGCUAUUUGAUCAGAGCUUCCACACAACACAGCAAAUCUGACUGCAUGUGCAAGCUGAAUGUCUUUCUGACAGGGUGGUAAUAGCAGGGGUUUCAGGAUUCCUGGCAAGAUAUGAACCGGAGUUACCAUUAGUAACCUAACGGUGCCUAAAGGAACGUGCUGUUUUAUUUCUCAUUGAAGUUCUUGGAAUGUAGAAAUGACAAGUGUGUGUGUCUGGUGAGGAAGAAUCUGCAAACAGAGCCUUCCUUUCCUGACAAACAAACUUGAACAGAUUUGUGACAUUAGGAUGUAAGAUCAUGGUGCCUUGUUGUUCAAAGACAUGCUGAGUGUAGAGAAUUUUGAAUGUUCCUGAUGUGAUGGUCUACUGUGUCUUGACUGACCUUUUUCCUGGUGCAGGAUUGGGGUGAGAAGGAAGAGGGAGGAUGGAGAAAACGUACUGAGGGAGGUGACUCUGAGUGGCGUCGUCCUGUGCCUGAUAGGUGAGUGAUUGUAACUUAGCUCAAACCCACAUGGCGGGUAACAUGGCGUUACACCCCCUGGACUACUGGGACCUACUUAUACAAAAACCUGUGCUUUCUGUGCAGGGAGUGGAGACAGGAGGGCCGUGAAGAAGACAAGGAGGAAAGAGAGGUCCCCUUCAGAAGAGGGGAGGGUCCUCGCAGGGGUGGGGAUGAUAGAGGACCACGGCGAGGCUUUGAUGAUGAUCGAGGUCCACGACGCGGUGGUGAUGAUGAGCGUCCUCUACGCAGAGGGUUGGAUGAUGAGCGUCCUCCACGCAGAGGCUUUGACGAUGAUCGUGGUCCAAGAAGGGGAGGAGAUGAUGACCGUGGACCCAGACGUGGCUUUGAUGAUGACCGUGGUCCCAGGCGUGGAUUUGAUGAUGACCGUGGACCCAGGCGCGGCUUUGAUGAGGACAGAGGUCCCCGUAGAGGCCUGGAUGACUUAAGAGGACCCAGGCGUGGGGCUGAUGAUGACUGGGGUCCCAGAAGAGGCGGAGAUGAUGACAGAGGUGGAAGAAGAGGCCUGGAUGAUGGGCCACGCCGUGGUGGUGGUGAUGACCCAAAACCCUGGAAGCCCCUGGGCAGACCUGGUGAGCUUGCAGGCCCUCAUCUGCCAAUCAUUGAAGGAGAUGUUUUAAGAUUAAGCUGAAAAUAUUUUUUUUUUUCUCUUUUAAAACAUGUCAUAUCAGGAGUCAACUCUCCUAUUGCAGGUGGUUGGCGUGAGCGGGAGAAAGCAAGAGAGGAGAGCUGGGGACCACCCCGAGAUGAAACCAAUGACGAAGGAGACGGUGAAGGAGAGGAGAGGUCGAGUGAGCGAAUCAGAGACCGCCGCCCUCCAAGGUUGACCUGAUGAACCUUUGCCAAAAUGUUUUUUUAUUGCAGUAAAUACAGAAAACAUCAUCAUGAACCCUUUCAAUGAGCCUUUUUUGAACGACGCUGUUUGUGUUCAUAUGUAUUCACAGAGAGGAGGGGAGCUGGAGAAGAGGAGGCACAGAGGAGGGAAGUGGGUGGAGAGAGUCUCGCAGAGAGGAAACUGACCGUGAUGAUCGCCGUGACCGUGAGGACCGCCGUGGUGACCGUCGAGGUGAUAGAGACCGCAGGGAUGAUCGUGAACCAAGAGGCGCACCCAGAGAGCAUCAAGAUGAUGGUGAGCAGAUCACAAUUCCUGACUGACAUAACCAUCAUGGUCGACAUCAGGAAUAUACGACUAUAGCUGAGCAGUUUUUCCGAAGAGGCACUUAAAAAAGGUUGAAAUCCCAUUGGCCAAUUGGCAUGACCACAAACAGGGCCUGGGGUCUGAUGGGAUUUGGAUUCUGAUGUGGAGGGACUGUGUAGGAUUCAGCUCAAUAGAUAUAUUAAGAACACAGUUAGCAAUACCCUCUGAUGUUGAGUCCUGUGACACCAACCAUUACAGUGUAGAAGUGAGAUUGAUGACAUGUAGAGAAAACACAUUUGAGGAGACGUUGUGAAGUAAGUCCAAGUUUCAAUCAAGUUUUAGGAUUUUGUUGAAACUGUAUGAAUCCAACUUCCUGAAGGGGGUGAUCGAAACUUUUGAGUCACACAAGCACACUGAGUCAAUCUCUACUAAUGGCACUAUUUAGGAGCAAAGUAACCAAAUAAAUGGUAUCCACUGGUUUGAUACUGUUGCUCUUUCUAAUGCACCCAAAGCAAUAUUUCACUGUAGAAAGUCAGGUGGUCUUCAAAAAAGAUUUUGUAUACCUGUAUAAAUACCUUGAAGCUUCUUUCUUUUUAAGAUAUUUUUCUUUGAGUUUAAUUGCAUGACAAAAAAAAGAACAACAUAGAGUUAGAAAUGCUGAAACAUUGUAUAGGAGAGGUCUGAUGUCCUAAGCUGAACAUGCUGCCCCUCUAGGAUAGACAAGAGAUAUACUGAGCAGCAAAGUUGAUCAGUUCAAAAGGACAACGACAUAGUUUUAUGUUUACAGGACCAGAGGUAGUGAAGAACUUUAAACUUUUGAAACACUUGUUGAAAGAUGAUAUUGAAGAUGUCUGUAGAGAUGGAGGUAAACUGCUAUAAAGUGAUAGCCCUCAGUAUCUCAACGUGAAGUCUGACUGAAUAGAGGGUAGAAAACCUUUUGAGUGUCCCACAUUUUCUCAAUCAAACCUGAGGCCUUUCCAAAGAAAUGUAGUAAAGUACUGGGUAGAUCUUGAGGUAAAAAGAUCAUCACCAGGUCUGACACAUUCAAGGUUUCCCUGGUGAAUUUGUCAUAAUGAGCAUCUCUGUCUUUGCAGGUGGUUCAUGGCGUCGUGGUGGGGAUGAGAAGCGAGAGGAGCGGGACAGGGAACGACCCAGGGAGAGGGAGAGGGAGCGUGACCGUGAUGCGGAUGGAGAAAAGGGGUGGCGUUCUGACAAAGAAAACCCUCGUCGCACCAAGAAUGAGACAGAUGAUGAUGGCUGGACCACUGUCCGUCGCUGAGCAACAGCCUGCUCAUCCAAGUCAACCAGUUAAUGGCAACUGUUUUUGAAAAAUCAGUAUCCUAUCAGCUGGUCAUUCACAGUGGUAAAUCUAUGGUUCCAAGCCUCUGAAAUUCUCAUGUAAUCCUUUUGAAUUAAAUAUUUGUAGGUGUUAGUUUCCCUCUUUUUUUUUUUCUUUCAGUUUUGUUUUGACUUUGAACUCUUUCAAAGUAAAAGCUCUUAACCACCUUAGGACAACAUCAAAAAACACCAAUGUAAACAUGAAUGCUCAAACAGAAAUCUGUGAAGUUAAAACUGAUUUCAGAAAAACAAUGUUCCUGCUCCAACUCUCAAUGCAAACUCUAUCACCAAAUGCCUCAUUGAAAUAUUUAACCCUGGCGUAGAUGUUUUAGUACAACUCAGAUGCACAGCUCUCAGUGGCUUGAACAUCUUUCAUGUUUUAUUGGUUUCUGCUCUUCUCAUCUAACAUUCAGACGCUUCUACAUUUUGACAUGCAUGCUUAGAGUAUUCAAUUGGUCUGGCUCAAUAAAAAGGUGGGGUUUUAUCUUGCUGCAGUCACGGUGUGAAACCAGGUUGCAUGUGUACAGAUAAAGCCUUGAUUAAUAAAGACGUUUGCUCACCAUCAACCACUUGCUCCUUUUGUCUCAAUUGCUGCAUCUUCAAUAAAUCUUAUGGAAUCAUUG
Messenger RNA from Xyrichtys novacula (pearly razorfish), 11785 nucleotides. NCBI's taxonomy places the organism in Eukaryota, Metazoa, Chordata, Actinopteri, Labriformes, Labridae. The record is from the annotation of a GenBank genome assembly.